AUGUACGCCGCUCAGAAUAUAACGCCAACAGUUUUGGAUGCCAUGAACGGAAAUGUUUCCGAAUGGUAUAACGAAUGCGACAAUGCCAUUAGAAGGUCAGAAAUAGUUCCUGGAACUUACGAAUAUACAACUGCUGUUUCUUAUGGAAACGUAGGUGAGUUUGGAGAAGGUUCUUCAACAACAGUAGAUAUUGCUUGCGACAGGUUUCAUAUUAUUUCUAUUGACAACUCAUUCUUAUACGUGGAACAAGACAUUGAAAUAAAACCUUCUGCCAAGUUGUCUGACAAGAAAGGUUGCAAUGGAAUUUUCUAUGUCGGAUACCAAUAUGCUCCAGAAGUUUUCAUGGGAUAUAAGAUAUAUUCUAACUCUGACUUAGUUCAAACAGUAACAUGGGCAAACUAUGAAUGGUUCGCUUUGAGAAACUCAGUACAACCACAAGCUAGAGAACAAACAGACCAGUAUGCAACUAUUGAGAAAAUAAGAAGACUUGACCCUAACGUUCCAGGAGUUUAUGUUAACCUUUCUGGACAAACUGCAGCAGCAGUAACCAAAGUAAAACUGAAACUUAGAGUUCCUUUGUCAUCUUUCCUCAU
Molecule: messenger RNA, 593 nt
Organism: Trichomonas vaginalis G3
Lineage: Eukaryota; Parabasalia; Trichomonadida; Trichomonadidae
Exons: 1
Source: RefSeq, a predicted model, not a curated record